AUGCCGGACCCAGUUGAGUCGAGGCCGCUCGCUUCGGCUUACGAUAGCCCUACGUUUGGGGAAGACAGCUCGUUUCAUAUUGAUCAAGCGGUUGGUUCUAUGUCAAUAUCGCCUUGUGGGAGAGAUGUUGUUCUUGCAUCAAAGGAAGGCCUGCACGUUAUAGACCUCGAUAAUCCGUACUCUCCACCCCGUUACCUCCCCCAUCGAACCGCUUGGGAGGUUGCCGAUGUUCAGUGGUCCCCGUUUUCCUCUCGCGACUCGUGGGUAGCCAGUACCUCGAACCAGAAGGCAUUGGUCUGGAACUUGGCGAUGAAAACCUCGCAGAACUCCAUCGAACAUGUUUUACAUGCACAUUCAAGAGCUAUUACGGAUAUAAAUUUUUCUGCCCACCAUCCUGAUUUACUAGCGACUUGCGCUGUCGAUAGUUUUGUCCAUUGCUGGGACUUGAGGACCCCGGCAAGGCCGGUUGUUUCGUUUUCUGACUGGUUCACCGGAGCCACCCAAGUCAAGUGGAACAGACAGGAUUCCCACGUUAUUGCUAGUUCGCAUGACAAGUCUCUUCACAUCUGGGAUGAUAGAAAAGGUGCAUGUCCUCUGCGUACGUUUGAGGCACACGACACUAAAAUAUAUGGACUUGAUUGGAACAGAGCUCGCCCUGAAGCAAUCGUCACUUGUGCUCUUGACAAAACAAUUAAAUUCUGGGACUAUUCACGAGAAGAUGAUAGUCCCGAGAAAGUUAUCCAUACGCCGUUUCCUGUGUGGCGGACGCGGCACACCCCCUUUGGAUGGGGCGUGCUCGCCAUGCCACAGCGUGGGAACAGCGAUCUUCAUCUAUAUAGCCGCGUUUCCGGGGACAAAACCAGCGGCGAAGAAGCUGAUUUACCAUUAGUACACAGUUUCCCGGGCCAUAAGGGCCAAGUCAAAGAGUUCCUUUGGAGGCAGAGGGGGAGCAUCAUAGAUGGCUUAGACCAUAGAGAGUUUCAGCUUGUUUCGUGGGGAACAGACAAAGAGUUACGACUUCACCGCGUAGACCCAGAAAUCCUAAAGGGGGUGGGAUACGAAACUGGAAAGUCUUUCAACCCUCUACUCAGCCUUACUCGCAAAGGUGCUCCCUACAAAACUUUUCAUGAUGAACAUUCUUAUGAAUUUGGCGAGGUUGGCGAUGAAGAUGGCGAACGGGCUGACUACAUCGCCGCCAACAAUACCCUCAAAGGUAUGAAUGGAGUGAGCAUGCCAUACUCGCGCGGUUGGGGUCAGGUUCGGCCCAUUGGGCAGAGAGCCGGUGUACGCGGACGAUCAGCACUUCGGGCAGAUAUGAAUCCUAUCUCUUGGAUGCGAGGAGUAAAAAUUUCCGGGUGGGAAGUGGAAACACUGGGGGAUGAAAUCACGCAUGUCGGUGAGAAGUUCACACGAGUAGCGUUUGAAUCCGUAAAUGUUGGGCAGCGGAAAGCGACCAUUUCUAUGCAUGGACCCUGGGGAUCCGAGAAUUCCAAUGUUUUUCUGAAAAUUGAUAUUAAGUUUCCUGCGGAAUACCCACGAAUGGAGGCUCCGGUUUUCAACGUUCAAAGAACCACAGCAGUGACAAACCAGCUAGCCAAGACUGUUACAACUGGGAUGCAAACAAUCGCGGAGACAUAUCUCUCAAGGCAACGCGGAUGUCUUGAGGGCGUAAUUCGCUACCUGCUUGGGGAACAUACUGUUGAAGAGAGUGUCGUUCUCGCGAAGAAACAAUCAAGUGAACAUUUAAAAACCUCAGAUAUCCUUGCGGAUAAUGAAUCAAGUGACGAGGAUGAAGAUGUCGGCCAAUUCCAGGACUCCGACCUUGCUCUAAGCUCGUCCGAGCUACUCCGCCCGAUCAAUGCCAAUGUCAUGGUCCCAGUCGCACGUGCAUGUGGCGCGCUUUGGGCUAACGAUGGGCAGCUUGUCUGCUUUUUCCCGAAGAAGGAGGACAAAUCGCCGUCCUUCCUAGACUCAAUAAGUUUGCGAACGAUUGCUACCUCAUCCCGCAAUGACAAAGUAUUUGAAGGAUUCGGUCGCCUCCAAACAGGUUCCCCGGCGCCGAAAGGUGCAACUGAAUCAGCCGUCAGCGGUGGCCUUGUAACUGAGGAUGGUGGCUCAGAAUUUUCUGAUGACUCGUCAUAUGACUCGUCAAGCUCCUCUGGCUCUUCGGAUUUAUUAGGGUCACUGCCUCAGCAGUUCCAGGGAAAUCAUGCCUGGAGGCAUAGUAACAUCGGGUUCCACCUUGCAAGAUCUAUUGCAGGCACUUCGCAAAAGUCAUUUGCAGGGCCAAGCACGGCUAGGUCAUCAACAGAUUCUUGCCAGAAUUAUGUCCAUAUAUACCAUUUUAAUGACAUAUUGCCUGCAAAGCGGGACCUUGCUGAACAGUACAAGAUAUUUGGCAACCGGGCGGAAAUAUGCUCUCAUAAUAUGGUUGUUGCAGCAAGUGCAGGACGCUCAGAACUCUCCUACAUUUGGGGGCUUUUGAACUUACUACUGGAUAACAAGGCGGCCGUCGAUACGAAAGCCGUCAAAGAUCGUUUACGCCAUAUAGCGAAUACCCCAAGCUACCUGAGACGAAAGGAUAGCGGCAUUGACCUGAAUAGUGAUGGGCUAAAAACCUGGGGGGACCACCCUUUGGGGGCUCGCUGGUUUAUCCCUGCCUUGUGA
Arthroderma uncinatum is the source of this 2667-nucleotide messenger RNA. RefSeq names its product WD repeat-containing protein. The record is from RefSeq and is a predicted model, not a curated record. The transcript has 2 exons. Gene Ontology annotation, molecular function: protein binding. Lineage: Eukaryota; Fungi; Ascomycota; Eurotiomycetes; Onygenales; Arthrodermataceae. Bases 1 to 2667 code for a protein of 888 amino acids.